Messenger RNA from Ascochyta rabiei, 3654 nucleotides. Its product is annotated as Non-specific serine/threonine protein kinase. The record is from RefSeq and is a predicted model, not a curated record. Gene Ontology annotation, molecular function: ATP binding; RNA endonuclease activity; protein serine/threonine kinase activity. Lineage: Eukaryota; Fungi; Ascomycota; Dothideomycetes; Pleosporales; Didymellaceae. The transcript has 2 exons. Gene Ontology annotation, cellular component: IRE1-TRAF2-ASK1 complex. The coding region runs from base 1 to 3654 and encodes 1217 amino acids. Gene Ontology annotation, biological process: intrinsic apoptotic signaling pathway in response to endoplasmic reticulum stress; protein phosphorylation; mRNA processing.
AUGCCACGCCCGCGCCGGCCGCCGGGUGCUGGCCUCGCGCUCACGACGCUCCUCGCGCUGGUCAUCCUUGGACCGUCCAUCCUCGCCGUCGCUCAGCAGCAGCAGCAGCAGCCAGACCACAGUGUGCUUGCACACACCAUCCCCUCCAACCACGGCAAAUCCACCCACUCCCACUCCCACUCGUACUCACAGGAGCGUGCGGGACAUGUCGCCAGACGUCGACCGAACCCCCCCGUCUUCGCCCAGGAUGAGAGCGCCCUUGCAACAAGAGUCUCCUCUGCUCCAGCCGUCACCGCUGUCAGAGCCCCCUCCGCCAGCAACGCAGCCACAGGUGCCCUCGCACCGAGUGCGCGUUCUUUGCAGGACUGGGAAGUUGAGGACUUUGUGCUCUUGGCGACCGUCGACGGCCGCAUUCACGCACGAGACCGCUACACAGGAGAGGAGAUAUGGGAGUUGACCGGUCAGCCCAUGCUCGAGACCAUCUACAACGUCUCCGAGGGCACCGGCAAGCUACAAGACCAGCCUUUCGUCUGGAUUGUCGAACCCAAGGAAGAUGGCGCCCUCUACUUCCUCACUCCUGGCCCCUACCCAGCCCUCCACAGGCUCGGCAUGACCGUCAAGCAACUCGCCAACAUAGCCCCCUACUCCAGCGAAGACCCUGCGCUCCCAGUCGUCUACAACGUUGAAAAGUCCACCUUCAUGCUUGUCGUCGAGGCAGCAUCGGGCAAGAUCAAGAAGAGCUUCAGCCCUAGUGGAACCUACUCUGUUGACGACGAGAGCUGUGCACCCAAAGGCAGAGACUACUUCCACGCCCACGAGCGAGAGUGCUCAGGCUCCAUCAACCUUGGACAGACGCAAUACACCAUUAGCAUCCACAACAAGCAGACGAACGAGCACAUCUGCACCAUCAAGUACGCAGAAUGGGCUCCGAACAACCGCGACCGCGACCUGCAGAUGCAGUACUCAGCUACCAUGGACAACCAGUAUAUCUACAGCAUGUUCAACGGAGAAGUGAUUGCCCUCGACCACAACCGACUCGGAAAGUCUCGCCAGCGGCCUCUUUUCAGGCAGGAGCUACCUUAUCCGGUAGCACGAGUGUUUGACGUCGCCCGGCCUACCAACGAUGACUCCCCUGAGCCUGCCCUGAUCCUACUUCCUCAGCCAGCUGGGAAGGCGGGUUCAGAAGAGAAAGCCAAACACGUAUGGUUGAACACUACCGAGACGGGCGCCUGGUAUGCGCUUUCGGAGCAGAACUAUCCUGUAGUGACGGAUGGCGCUCCGACAGCAUCUUGUUACAUGCAAAACGACCUGCGCGACUGGGAUGGCUCUCACACCCUUCCCGACCAGAAGAGCUUGGUAGGCGUGCAUGUGCUCGACCACAAGCUUGAGACCCCAUCCAGGUACCUAGCAAUUGCAGCCCCUACAGCCUAUCACCCAGAUGAGGGUCAGCCAAUCUCUCGACCACCAGAGACUUCGCCUAUGGAGAGGCCAAUGAUUGACCCGCCGCCUCGUGCCGAGACAAUGAUUGAGACACGCGCAGCCGCCGUCUAUACCGUCCUGCUGUGCUUCCUGGUCAUGGCCGGAACCGUUUCAGUGAUGAAGUAUCCUCCGCAGCUCGACUUACUGAAGAGCCUCUUCUUCAAGCCAGCUGAGACUCGCAAGAUGAGCGAGGCACCCAUCUCUAUCGCUGCCUCUAUGGCCUCAGAGCCAGAUGCCGAAGUUGAAAGCCAGGCAGAAUUUAAACCGAAAGUGCACUCAGAAGUACGGCCUGAGCCCGAGUCUGAGCCUGCGUCUGAGCCUGUGUCUGGGCCUGAUGUCAAAGAGAUCACCACGCCAGCUACCGAAGAGUCUGUUGCCGGAGCUGCAACCGUAUCAGAACCGGCAGAAGAUGCUGCAGUAGAGCGACCCAUCAAUCAUGAGGUGAAGGAGAAGAAGGUGGUGACCUUCAAUAUUCCUGAAGACGAGGCAGACCUUGAAACUCUCUCUCGAACUACUACAACAGAACAGGCGUCUCCGACAGAGGGUGAUUCCGACGACGCCAUGGCAGACUCAAACGGAGAGACCACGGCCACCACUACCAACGCCGAAUCAUCCACCCAGGAUCCCAACACUGCGUUGACCACCCCAACAAAGAAGAAGAAGACACACAGGGGAAAGCGAGGCGGUCGCAAGCUUAAUAAGAAUCAGCAAAAAGAGGAAGAUGAUGUUGAUCGUAUCGUCGACGCCGCAAAACAGCUCGAUCCGACACCUACCCUACAUCCUGAUGAGGUCACCAUGAAUGGCGACGACAUGCAGGAUGUCUCCAAUAUAAAGAGAAUCGGUAAACUCACUAUUGAUCAAGAUCGUCUCUUGGGUAACGGCAGCGGUGGCACCUUUGUGUUCGAGGGAAAAUGGAAUGAACGCGACGUUGCGAUUAAGCGAAUGCUACCCCAAUACUUUGGGCUGGCUGAGCAAGAAGUCAAACUGCUUCAAGAGAGCGAUUUACACCCUAACGUCAUCCGUUACUUUGACGAUGAGAAGGACGAGAAUUUCCUAUACAUCGCCGUCGAAAUGUGUCAAGCUAGUCUCUUCGACCUGUUCCGAGAUGGCAGACCUGGCGAGGAUCUCACUGAUUCCCAACGACGCUUGGUGAACGAGAUCAACAGAGACGUGCAACGCGCCCUGUAUCAGCUCGCCAACGGCCUCAACCACCUUCACAGUCUGAGAAUCAUUCAUCGUGAUAUCAAGCCUCAGAACAUUCUGAUUGCUUACCCGCAACGAACGCAGAAUAAAGGUCCACGUCUGGUGAUCUCUGACUUCGGACUGUGUAAGACAUUGCCGGAUAACGUUAGUACCCUCAUCGGUACUACCGGCAAUGCGGGCACAGUGGGUUGGAAAGCCCCUGAGCUGAUUUCGCAGCCCAGAGAUGUAGACCGCGGCAGCUCGACUGGCUAUUCUCGCGAUUCUUCUACCUCCACAGAUCCUGUCGCGCAAGGUGUCAAGCGGGCUGUGGACAUCUUCUCCCUUGGGUGUGUGUUCUACUACGUACUCACCAAUGGUUCGCAUCCUUUCGAUGACGAGGAAGGGUGGAUGCAAAUGCGUGAAUACAACAUUAAAAAGGAGAAGGCAAAUCUCGAGGGGCUUCGCCUUGGUGACGACUCGGAAGAGCCGUACUGGCUCAUCCAGUGGAUGUUGAAGACGCGCCCUGAGGAUCGUCCUACCGCUCUUCAAGUCAUGAACCAUCCAUUUUUCUGGUCAGCAGAGAAGCGCCUGAAUUUCCUCUGCGACUGUUCCGACCACUGGGAGCGUGAGCCACGCGACCCACCUUCUCAGCACUUGUCCAUUCUUGAAGACUGGAGUGACGAGAUCUUGGAUAAGAAGCGUAACUUCCUCGGCAAGCUGGACCCUGCCUUCAUCAACUCACUGGGCAAGCAGCGCAAGUACACAGGAGAUCGGAUCCUGGAUCUACUCCGUGCUCUCAGGAACAAGAAAAACCACUACGAAGAUAUGGACGAGAACGUGAAAGCCAAAGUCGGUCCUUUGCCUCAUGGAUAUCUGAGGUACUGGACUACAAAGUUUCCGACGCUGCUCAUGUCCUGUUAUGAGGCUGUACAGCAAUGUGGGCUUGAAAAUGAGCCUAGGUUCAGGCCAUACUUUGAGGGGCAGACGAUGUAG